This is a messenger RNA of Gamsiella multidivaricata, 863 nucleotides long. Its product is annotated as Pre-rRNA-processing protein TSR2-domain-containing protein. NCBI's taxonomy places the organism in Eukaryota, Fungi, Mortierellomycota, Mortierellomycetes, Mortierellales, Mortierellaceae. The record is from RefSeq and is a predicted model, not a curated record. The transcript is spliced from 2 exons. Gene Ontology annotation, cellular component: nucleus. Bases 136 to 717 code for a protein of 193 amino acids. Gene Ontology annotation, biological process: maturation of SSU-rRNA from tricistronic rRNA transcript (SSU-rRNA, 5.8S rRNA, LSU-rRNA).
CUUGUUUCUUGGUUAUCGCGGGAGAAACAACAGUCCACUUUGUUGGUCUUUUUUUUUCUUUUGGUGUGUGUUUACUGGGCAACGGUCGAAUCACCUUUUCAAUAAGCAUCAGGACACAUCACAGCAGCACCAGCCAUGGCAGCACUACAUCCGAAUCAGGUUGCUUUCAAAGAAGGCGUUCAAUACUUGUUCCACUCGUGGACUGCACUCAAGCUAGCUGUCGACGGCGAGUGGGGCGGAACGGACUCUAUGGAGAAGAGAGACUGGUUUGUUGAUACCAUCGUAGACUAUUUCAGCCAACAUGGCAAGAAUGUGGACACGUUCGAUCUGGAGGACAUUUUGAUUCAAAUCAUGAACGACGAAUUCUCAAUUUUACUCGAAGACAAGUCUGAGCAACAUAUCGCUAAGGUUCUGGAACAGCUGUUUCUGGAGUGCACACAUGGAAAGUAUGAUCUGGUCCAGACGUUGAAGCAAGAUUCGCAAAAGAUCAGCGGAUCGUUGAAGGCGAGCAAGAGCCAGAAGGAGGGCGAGGAUGAUGAUGAUAGCAGCGAUGAUGAGGAUGAGGAUGCGGAUGAGAAUGGAGAACAGAAUAGUAUGGAUGUGGAGAUGGGUGAGUCCUCGACGUCGAGUGCGACACCGCAGGGGAGAGAGAAACCCGAGCCGAUUAUUGAUGAGGAUGGGUUUGAGACCGUGGUCAAGAAAGGCCGGAGGAGGUGAACACACAGCACACAGGUGGAUGGAUCAAUGGACACACAGUUGUAGUAUUGGUAGAUAUGGCAUAGUAAUCAUGAAGGAAUAAACAACAAAUAGCGCUCGCAGCGAGUGUCAUGCUAUGACUAAAGGGGUCGCGAUACAGCGUUGUG